Molecule: messenger RNA, 1808 nt
Organism: Diachasmimorpha longicaudata
Lineage: Eukaryota; Metazoa; Arthropoda; Insecta; Hymenoptera; Braconidae
Gene: wcd
Product: wicked
Exons: 4
Coding region: 197-1732 (511 amino acids)
Biological process (GO): rRNA processing
Cellular component (GO): Pwp2p-containing subcomplex of 90S preribosome; small-subunit processome
Molecular function (GO): protein binding
Source: RefSeq, a predicted model, not a curated record
ACAUGAUCGACAGGGCUCCCGCACUGAGACUUUUUGGAGAAAAUAUCCCUAGGAACCUUUUGGUCAGUUUGGUUUCUAGAUUUUAUUUUCCAUAUUUAAAAGCAGGUUCCCGUGAAAUGGAGAACAACACGUGAGGUUUUGUUGAUUUGCGGCUCAUGAUUUAGAGAGACUUGUGAAGUUUUUGAGGGGUUUUAUCAUGUCAGGGCCACCAGUGAAGAAGCAGAAGGUGCUGUAUGACGCAGAGGAGGAGGCCAGGUUAGAGAGGGUAGUCUUUGGAGAUGGCCAGGAUGUCAUCGAGAAAUUGCUCGGUGAGGAUGAGAAGGAGUGGGCUUGUGUUGAGGAAAGCGGUGAGUCUGAUGGAGCUGAAGACGCAGAGAAAGAAGAGACGGAUGAGCCACCUGGGGAGGAAUCGAGGAGGUCUGGAGGAGAAUCAGAAUCAUCUGGAGAUGAAUCUGACGGUGAAGUUGAGAAUGGUGAGGGUUCUGGAGCUGAAUCUGUGAAGGACGAGGAGGAAUCUGAGGCUGCAUGGGUUGAUCCUGACGACAAAAGCUACAGAUUGGAAGAUGCGACGAAUCCCAGACUACAUGUAAAGUAUCGCACAGAGACAUAUCUGAAAGAAUAUCUCCAGAAUAAAUUCACAAAACUAGUUGGCACCCCGAAAUGGGCGGAGAUAAAAACUCAGCAGGAAGAGGACUCGGACUCCGACCACGAAAUACUGAAACACAGCAGUCAUUUGGCCCCAGUGAAGACGAAAAAUUUGGCGAAAGGACUGAUUGAGAUCAAAGCCCUGAGGACUAUUAAUAAUGAGACACAGAAUGAGGGCCCCUUAAUCACGAACUUGAGAUUCCAUCCUACGUCGACUGUGGCAUUUGCCACUGGUCUCUCUGGGAUCGUCUCUUUAUUUCAAAUUGAUGGGAAGGAAAACAAGAAGCUGCAGAGUAUUAAGUUCGAUAAAUUCCCUGUGAAUAGCGCCAGGUUUUUGAAGGAUGGUACUGAGAUUAUCUUGGGAUCUCGGUACAGGAACUACUGCCAGAUCUACGAUCUGAUGAGUGGGAAGACGUAUAAGGCACAGUUGCCACAUAAUGUGACGAAUGCAAAGAAUUUUGAAGUUUCACCGGAUGGAAAAAUAAUAGCAAUAGCUGGAAAAAAUGGAGAAAUUCAUCUGCUCAAUGGUCUUACCAAGGAAUUAAUAACAACAAUACAAAUGAACAGAAGAUGUUCAUCGAUGGCCUUCACCCCAGACAGUAAAACCCUUAUAACUCAUGGUGCGAGUGAAGAAAUCUACAUUUGGGACAUGAACACCAGGAGAUGCACUCACCGAGCGGUGGACGACGGUUGUCUGGCCGCAGGUGCACUUGCAGUUUCCCCCAGUGGACAGUUCCUAGCGACUGGCAGUAAACAGGGAGUCGUCAAUGUCUACGACGUGAAGACAGUAAUGGGAAACAGAUUUCCACAACCCUUGAAGAUAGUCCUCAACUUGGUAACUCCCAUAACCUCCCUGAAAUUCAACCCUACGUCUGAAAUCCUGGCUAUGGCAUCGCAGUUCAAGGAGAAUGCCUUCAAGAUGAUGCAUCUGCCUUCGUUAACUAUCUUCUCGAACUUUCCUACCUUUCAGACUGUUAUGCAUAAUCCAAUGGACAUUGACUUCUCGCCUAACAGCGGAUAUCUUGGCAUUUCGAAUAAUAAGAACAAAGCAUACUUGUACAGACUCAAACAUUUUGGAAAUUAUUAAAGUAAAUGAACUAUUUUUAUUCCAAUUUUUAUGGAGAGUUGAUUCAUUACGUUGUAAUAAAUAUUUUUCACUAAUA